Daldinia caldariorum is the source of this 2600-nucleotide messenger RNA. Its product is annotated as FAD/NAD(P)-binding domain-containing protein. Lineage: Eukaryota; Fungi; Ascomycota; Sordariomycetes; Xylariales; Hypoxylaceae. The transcript has a single exon. The coding region runs from base 436 to 2370 and encodes 644 amino acids. The record is from RefSeq and is a predicted model, not a curated record.
GAAUACGAUUUUCUUAACUCUCGACGCGGAUACUUACUCUCCUCUCAUAGGCUGAAUAUUGCUCACCCUUACACUGGCCUAUCACGUUUCUAAUUUGUUAGUGUACAAACCGACAAGCUGCAUACCUGGUAUAGACCCUUUCCUUGCAUAAGUCCUGGCAGCUCCAGAGCGCUGAUAACCAAUCAGAGCGAGGUAUUCGUUAAGCUCACCUCUUUUAGGUGGUGGCAGACAUAUCAGAGCUGGGAUGAAAGCGACAAUUGGAGAAUUUGGGGUUGAAAAGGAGCUACACCAUACCGACAUUAAAUAAGUUGUUCCACCUCGUCAAGAUUCGCUUAUUUCGUACAACACAAGCUUCUCUUCUACGAGAAGACGUAUCAUUUCCAGAGGACAAUAAGACGUAACAAGUUCAAUUAUCAAGCAAGACAUUCUUUCACAAUGGAUGAAUUCGCUCGCGUUCAGGCGAAGUAUAAUGAAGAGGCCCAGAAACGUCUGCGACCUGAAGGCGCCGCUCAGUUCCAGACGCUGGAACAGAGCGACUCCGACCAGCUGCGGCACCUAGCUGACGAUUUCUGGGCUGACCAUGCAGCUCUGGACGCACUCCCGUCACCCCUCAAGCCCGGCGACCGUGUCAAGUUUCUCAUAGCAGGAGCAGGAAUAGGCGGUAUCGGGGCUGCAGUCCGACUCAUCGAGGCCGGCUUCUCGGCAGACCAGAUCCGGAUCAUCGAGACGGCUGGCGGCGUCGGUGGCACAUGGUACUGGAACAGGUAUCCGGGGCUGCAUUGCGACGUCGAAUCUUACGUUUACCUGCCGCUGUUGGAGGAGACGGGCUUCGUACCCACUCAGAAAUACUCUUCCGGUCUCGAGAUCAGAAAAUAUCUGGAGGAUAUCGUGAAGAAAUGGGACCUCGAGGACAAAAUCUUGUUCAGGAGCAAACUCGACAAGAUUGAGUGGGACGAAGCCGCGCGUCUGUGGAAUUGCGACAUCACUGCCGGAAGAGGGCCAAGGGGUGACGAAAAGACAACUUUCAAGGUGCAGGCGGAAUUUGUCUGGGGAACGGCUGGUUUGCUGAGCAAGCCCCAAGUACCGAAGCUCUCAGGCGUCGGGAUCGAAGGGUUUAAGGGCGAUGUUUUCCAUACCGCGCGGUGGAACUACGACGUUACUGGUGGCACUCAAGAGGAAGUCUUCCCAGAAUUGUCGAAGCUGAAGGGCAAGCGAGUGGGCAUCAUCGGAACUGGCGCUACGGCAAUCCAAGUAGUGCCAUGCCUUGCCGACUACGCAAAGGAGUUAUACGUAUUUCAACGUACUCCUGCUGCAGUGUACGGCCGUGGUCAAAAACCCACCGACCCAGAGGAAUGGAAGAAGAUCGCCGGUGAACCCGGUUGGCACGAGGCCCGACGGCAGAACCUAGCACUCCACAUCAGCAAUUGUGCUCCCCCCGGCGUCCCGGACUUGGUCGACGACGAGUGGUCUCGACAAGUUGCCUAUGCGAGCCUGGUAGGCGACCCCGAAUUCGCGUUCGUGGCGCCGGAAAAAAUACCCGAAGUUAUCGGCCAGUUUCUAGCUCGCGACGCGCCGAACCAGGCACGGUUGCGAGCACGGAUCGCCGAGAUUGUUCAAGACAAAGAGACAGCAGAGAAGCUUACGCCGUGGUAUCCGGUCUGGUGCAAACGGCCAACCUUCAGCGACACAUACUUGCAGACUUUCAACAAGCCCCAUGUGCAUCUGAUCGACACGGACGGCAAGGGUGUCGACAGUGUAACGCCGGACGGUCUGAUCGCCAACGGCCAAGAAGUCCCCCUUGACGUUAUUGUGUUUAGCACCGGAUACCGGGGUCCAAGUACCGACGGCGCAGACCCGUCGAAGCGUUCUGGGAUCGAGGUGCACGGCCGCGACGGCAAGACGAUAGAAGAGUCCUGGGCGGACAAAGGCGCCAGUUCGCUGCACGGCUACGCGAUCCACGGGUUCCCGAACCUAUUCUGGCACUCGCCUCUGCAGGCCGGUGUCGGCGCGAACCACGCCCAUGUGCUGGACACGCAGUGCAAAGCCAUCUCGUACAUACUAGCCACGGCCCAUCAGAGAGUAGGCGGUCCGAAAAAGAGCGGAAUCACCGUGGAGGUCGAGGAGGCGGCGCAGGAGGCCUGGAGCACGAAGAUCAUGCAGGGGGCGGGUCGAUUCUCGACGGUAGCGGUCUGCACGCCGAGCUACAUCAAUAACGAAGGCAAGGCGGUUGAUCUGACAGCUAGCCCUGAGCAGCAGAUGAAGCAGGCUAGGGCAUCGCCCUAUAGCGGGGGUCUGAAUGCGUACAUCAAGGAGUUGCAAGACUGGCGCGACGAGGGUAGCAUGAAGGGUAUCCAAGUAGCUGCGUCAUGAAAAUAGCGUGAUUGAAAGAACCGCGAAAUAGAAGCUUUUUACUACUAUCUGUUAGUGUGUAGUAUUUAUCUCAGAAUCAUAGUAUGGAUUGGCAAUGCCUCCAAGUCUCCUGGUAAGAGAAAUUGUCAGCUAUAUCAACAAUGAAGUUACAUGCGUUAUGAUUUCGUAGUAAAUGCGCCCGAUAGCAAAACAAUAUGUGAGGUGGUUUUUUUUGAAAAAAAUCCUUAGUA